GGCGGCGGCGGAGCGGGAGCGGGCACCGGGCGCGGGCAGAGCGCGGCGGCGCGGGUGUAUUCCAGAGAAAAGUCUUCAAACAUCUUUGCUGUAUUUGAUGCUGAGAGACUGUCAGGGGACUCAGGCUUAUGAGGAGGUACUGUCACACAAAACAGUGUCUAGUGAAGGCGACAAGAAAGAGAGGAAAAGAUCGGAAAAAGAAGCUAAAAUACUAUAGAAAACCAUGAGAUCUAUUCGAUCUUUUGCCAAUGAUGAUCGCCAUGUUAUGGUGAAACAUUCAACAAUCUAUCCAUCUCCAGAGGAACUUGAAGCUGUUCAAAAUAUGGUGUCUACUGUUGAGUGUGCUCUUAAACAUGUCUCAGAUUGGCUCGAUGAAACAAAUAAAGGCACAAAAACAGAGGGCGAGGCAGAUGUGAAGAAAGAUGAGGCUGUAGAAAACUAUUCCAAGGACCAAGGUGGUCGGACAUUGUGUGGUGUAAUGAGGAUUGGCCUGGUUGCAAAAGGCUUGCUGAUUAAGGAUGAUAUGGACUUGGAACUGGUUUUAAUGUGCAAAGACAAACCCACAGAGACCUUGUUAAAUACAGUCAAAGAAAAUCUUCCUAUUCAGAUUCAGAAACUCACAGAAGAGAAAUACCAAGUGGAACAAUGUGUAGAUGAGGCAUCUAUUGUAAUUCGGAAUACAAAAGAGCCCACACUAACUUUGAAGGUGAUACUUACUUCCCCUCUAAUUAGGGACGAAUUGGAGAAGAAGGAUGGAGAAAAUGUUGCGAUGAGAGAUCCUCUGGACUUACUGGACAGGCAGAAAUGCUUGAAUGCCUUGGCGUCUCUCCGACAUGCCAAGUGGUUUCAGGCAAGGGCAAAUGGAUUAAAAUCAUGUGUAAUUGUUCUUCGUAUUCUACGUGAUUUGUGCAACAGAGUCCCCACAUGGGCACCAUUAAAAGGAUGGCCACUAGAGCUUAUAUGUGAAAAGUCUAUAGGUACUUGUAAUAGACCUUUGGGCGCUGGGGAGGCCUUGAGACGAGUAAUGGAGUGUUUGGCAUCUGGAAUACUACUUCCUGGGGGUCCUGGUCUUCAUGAUCCCUGUGAGCGGGACCCGACAGAUGCUCUGAGCUAUAUGACUGUCCAGCAAAAAGAAGAUAUCACCCACAGCGCACAGCAUGCACUCAGACUAUCAGCCUUUGGCCAGAUUUAUAAAGUGUUGGAGAUGGACCCCCUUCCAUCUAGUAAGCCUUUUCAGAAGUAUUCCUGGUCAAUUACUGAUAAAGAAGGUGCUGGCUCUUCAGCUCUAAAGAGACCGUUUGAAGAUGGAUUAGGGGAUGAUAAAGAUCCCAGUAAGAAGAUGAAACGAAACUUAAGGAAAAUCCUGGAUAGUAAAGCAAUAGACCUGAUGAAUGCACUAAUGAGGCUCAAUCAGAUCAGGCCUGGGCUUCAGUAUAAGCUCUUGUCUCAGUCUGGCCCUGUCCAUGCUCCGGUCUUCACAAUGUCUGUAGAUGUGGAUGGCACAACAUACGAAGCCUCAGGACCAUCCAAGAAAACUGCAAAACUUCACGUAGCAGUGAAGGUAUUACAGGCAAUGGGAUACCCAACAGGCUUUGAUGCAGAUAUUGAAUGUAUGAGUUCCGAUGAAAAAUCAGAUAAUGAAGGCAAAAAUGAAACAAUGUCUUCAAACUCAAGCAAUAAUACUGGAAAUUCUACAACUGAAACCUCCAGUACCUUAGAGGUAAGAACUCAGGGCCCUAUCCUCACUGCAAGUGGCAAAAAUCCUGUAAUGGAGCUCAAUGAAAAAAGACGAGGUCUCAAAUAUGAACUCAUCUCAGAGACUGGUGGAAGCCAUGACAAGCGGUUUGUAAUGGAGGUAGAAGUAGAUGGACAGAAAUUCAGAGGCGCAGGUCCAAAUAAGAAAGUAGCAAAGGCAAGUGCAGCUUUAGCUGCUCUGGAGAAGCUGUUUUCUGGACCCAAUGCAGCAAAUAAUAAGAAAAAGAAGAUUAUUCCUCAGGCAAAGGGUGUUGUGAAUACAGCUGUGUCUGCAGCAGUCCAGGCGGUUCGAGGCAGAGGAAGAGGAACUCUGACAAGGGGAGCUUUCGUUGGGGCUACGGCUGCUCCUGGCUACAUAGCUCCAGGCUAUGGAACACCAUAUGGUUACAGCACAGCUGCCCCUGCCUAUGGUUAAUACUUUUAAGCAGUUUUCAGCACGUUUAUCUCACUUUAUUCUCGUUCUCCUCGGACCUUCGUAGCCAUAUCACUUGUAUAAAAUAGGCUGAGAUAUAGUGACUGUAAGCUGUGAUCUCAGUAUACAAAGCGCAGAAGCAGCCUCCGACAGAGGAGAAGGUGAACGACACUGUGUCCGCUAAGAAUUUACUUUCAAGAACAGCAGGCUGUGUUUUGGCAAGCCUUCAGAGAUUCCUUAACCUUCUGUCUUACUUGGGACAGGAAACUUCCACCCUCUCUGCUGCCUGGACCCAUGCAUCUUCCUGUGGCAGCUGUUGCCCAAAGGGGACUUAGGUAAUUGAGUGACAGGUAGGACACUGAAAGGGGAAAACAGGUGGGUAUAGAGCAAAAUACAGUGUAGGAAGCGAUCCCAACUUCCCCUCCUCUUCUGGGUCCUGGAAUAGAGAGAGGUGGGGAAAGUUCUUCCCAAAGGGACAGACUCUGGUGGUGGAGGAGACAGCAUCAUGGUGCCAGCCUGGGAAGGGCCUUGCCUGCCAGGCCGGGGCAUGAAGGCUUGGCUCCCAGGGUGAUGGCUGUUCUGUUGUGCUUGGGGGUAAAGUCAUCACCAGCACCUUCAGAAAUGGCUGCAGUUGUGGGAGACCAUAUCUGUAAUUACAAAUUACACCUCUUGGUUUAGGCUGGAUUUUGCUGCCAAGGAAUAGGAACUCUUUUUGCUAGCUGGGGUGGGAAAGCAAGUCUGGGGAGUUCCAGGGAUUUUCUAGCCUGCAACUAGAAACUGUAGUGAAGCCAGGGAUUUAGCUGUGGCACCACACCUGCCUCGCUAGCACAAGGUCCUGAGUUCAAUCUUGGGUACAAAAAACCCCCCCAAAAACUGUGGUGGACCCAACUUUAGUGGGCCAGUCGAGUGCAGUCCUCAAGGAGACAUUCUUAUCUCCAGUCUGACUUUGGCCUGGGGUCCUGUUGUGGGAGGGUGAAAUGGCAGACCACUCCCCCGCACCUAGGAAUCAGACGGAGCUUCCUGCCGCUGGGUGGGUGGGGAUGGGGCCGAGACAGAGGCAGGUGCCACUUGUUGUGGCACUAACUGCAUGGGCCAGGCUUCUGUUGGUGCAGCGAUGGACCAGGAGACUGACUGGGUGUCGAGCUCUCCAGUCUUUUCCCGGGUGGUUUCUGGGCAGGUUGAAAGGCAUGGGGGUGUGCGUGCUCUCAGUGAGGGGUUGGUUUGUAAUCUCCAGGAAUCAAGUGGGGGAUCUGAGAGGAAGUGUCUUUGAGCUGUGCUAUGAGGGGACUUGCCUGGGAUCUUGCUGCCAGGCCAUCGCUUGGGAAUGUAGGUGUCUCUGAGGCCCUGACAGUCAGUGUGUCUCAUCUCCAAGCAGGAGCACCCUGUGCAUUUUUGUAGAGAAGUUUCUGGGUUUGUGGGCAACUCGUCCGGCAUAGAUAGAAACCAGCCUUGACUUCGGUGAAGAAAGUGCCAUCUGUCUGUGGCUGUGGUCUUUGACCUGGCAGCAAGUGCUGUGCUGUGCUCUAGCCCUGCGGGGAGGCUGACAGGCAGCACCAGGGCCUCUCAUUGCUUGAGCCACACCAAGCAGCCCCUGUGCCAGCCUCACAUAGGCUCAGGGCCAUCUGCCCCAUUUUCCUGUUCAGGGAGCAACAUGAUCAGAAAGAAGUUGUUCUUCUUUUGUUUUUAAACACCCCCGUAAAUAUUUCUGCUGCUCUGGGAGUCAAAAUUUCUUCAUUAUUUAAAGAAACAAUUCAAGAGUGGGGAUAAGAGUUUCAGGUACUUAGGUAGAUUGUCUUUCAGAAGUUUCUUUUCCACCUCUAACUUAGUAGUGACACUUCUGGUUUCCAGCUCUUUCCCCUCUUCUGGGUGGCCCAUGCUUUUCCGCUUCUGGCUGCUUCUGGGCUGAGUGCCGCUCCUCCUCACUUGGGAAUAGGUUCCUGCUGUGCAUGAAUACCUUGGCAUAAGGAGUUUGGUUUGGUCGGGUGAGUGACAGGUCACACUGGUCUCCUUAACAGACUCUUGCUACUUCCCAAGCUUCUUGGAACCCAAAUCAGCCACUGGCUUCCUCAGGCUGCAGCCCUUGAUUGCCCAGGUAGCGAUGGCAGCUGAUGUGUGAGUUUGUGUCACACACGUCGCAUUUCCUCCCCAAUCAUCUAUACAGUCGGGUAAAAUAGGCUUUUUCCCUAACCACUGGGACAGGCCGUGGUCGUGUGGGAGGUGGCUCAUCUGUGGACCCUCAGCUGCAGGGGUCCUUGGGGCCUAUGCAUGGGUCUAACUCUCCUUGUCUCCCAAGAACCCGAGUGACUGAUGAGCUGUGUAUUCUUCCCUCCACAUACCCAGGGCUCAGGCAGGCAGUGAAUGCUUAGUCCAGGUGGGAACCUCUUGCCGUGGGCCCAUCUUCAGCAGACAUAACACUUGGGCUCCAUCUGUCUGGCCAGCUCUGCUGACCAUUGGCUUUAGUGGCCGUCAGAACCCAGCCACUUAGAAGGCAGGUCUCCUGGGGUGGCCGUGAUGAGGGUGAGGACACUGCAGGAACAGUGUUGGGGAAAGGGGCCAGCCUCAAACCACUGGUCUCCCAGCCUCUCACACCCAUGGGCUGGCCUCUCCUGUGUAUGUAGUGUUCUUGGAGGAGCAGGGCCUGCCAGACUUGGCUCCCAUCUACUCCAAGCAGAGCUCCAUCUGGAAGGUGCAGCCAUUGUAGAUCCAAGGCCCUGGCUUGUCCAUACUGGGAGCAAGGUGGCCCUGCUCAGUCUUAGCCCUUUGUCAGCCCAGGGUGGGGCACAGGGGGAAGAAAACCUUUCCCUACUGCACGGUUCCACACGACAUUGGACUCCUCCUGGCUGUAGCUCACUCUGGUGAUGCCACUAGUUUUUAGAAUCUAUUUAAAAGAAAUCUGUACCUAUUUAUUGUGUUUCCCUGAAUACACAAAUGUAAAUAGCAUAAUCUGCAGUACUAAGUCCUUGGCAAUAACUUUUUGUUAUGUAUUAUGUUAAAAACAUUGGAAAUCACAAUCCCCACGGACUGUUCUGCCCCUCUGGGCAGUAGUUACAUGUAGACUCUGGUGUAAAGUGUCAGCAUGGUGGAAGCAGCAGCCUGCACAUGUGGAUUAUCAUCAGUGCCUCGCCCAGAGAUGCCUGGCCUUCAUCCAAAGGGACCCUGCUGCCCAGUUCCCGCAGGCAGUGCCCACACUGUGGCUCCUUGCGCUGAGCACGUUGGACUCUGCCAUAGACUGAUCCUCUUGUCUGGCUGCUACAGUGUGUCUAUAAUGCCUUGACAUGUUGCAUUUUCUCUAUCUGGAUGAAUCAAAAUAAAUGCUUCCAUGUUGAACAGCA
This is a messenger RNA of Heterocephalus glaber (naked mole-rat), 5499 nucleotides long. Lineage: Eukaryota; Metazoa; Chordata; Mammalia; Rodentia; Bathyergidae. The record is from RefSeq and is a predicted model, not a curated record.